AUGCCGGCGACCGGGUUUCAGGUAUCUUCCGAAAACGGGGCUUUAAAGCAACGAUUUGGGGCCGAUAUAGCGAAAAAUGCAACUCCGAAGUUGGAACCAGAAGAUGAAACGAAAGUGACAAUUGACGCGGGAAAUACGCCUUUGAAGAGUUUGGAACAAGUGGUAAUGCCCGUGGUGUUCACCUUGCUCGGGUUCGCAACCCGGAUGUACAGGAUCGGAGUCAAUAACCAUGUUGUUUGGGACGAGGCCCAUUUCGGGAAAUUCGGAUCUUACUAUUUAAGACACGAAUUCUACCACGAUGUGCAUCCACCUCUGGGAAAAAUGCUGGUGGGACUGUCUGGCUUUUUGGCCGGCUACAAUGGGUCCUGGGACUUCCCCUCGGGCGAAGAGUACCCGGAUUACUUGGACUAUGUUAAGAUGAGAAUUUUCAAUGCUACGUUUUCCGCGUUAUGUGUCCCGGUGGCGUACUUCACGGCGAAAGAAAUCGGGUUCUCGCUACCCACUGUUUGGCUAUUUACAAUUUUGGUUAUUUUCGAGAACUCUUACGCUACAUUGGGCAGAUUUAUCCUUUUGGACUCAAUGCUACUGUUUUUCACGGUCACUUCUGUUUACUGUUUUGUCGUGUUCCACAACCAAAGAGCCAAGCCAUUCGGAAGAAAAUGGUGGAAAUGGCUUGUUUUGACCGGCCUUUCGCUUGGAUGUGCCAUUUCCGUUAAGAUGGUUGGACUUUUUGUUAUUACUUUGGUUGGGAUUUACACCGUGGUCGAUCUAUGGAAUCUGCUUGGUGACAAGAAGGUUUCCAAGAAACAAUAUGUGGGCCACUGGUUAGCCCGUAUUGUAAGUCUCAUUAUAAUACCCUUUUUGGUGUUUUUGGCUUGCUUCAAAAUUCAUUUCGAUUUACUAUCCCACAGUGGUACCGGCGACGCUAACAUGCCUUCAUUGUUCCAGGCUGGCUUAAUCGGUACUGAUGUCGGUGAGGGCCCUCGUGAUGUAGCUCUGGGAUCUUCAUCCGUGAGUAUCAAAAACCAAGCUCUUGGCGGUGCUUUACUGCAUUCCCACGUCCAAGGGUACCCAGAGGGCUCGAACCAACAGCAAGUCACUUGCUAUGGGCAUAAGGACAGCAACAAUAACUGGACUUUUGACAGAGUGCGUCCGUUGCCUGCAUGGACUGAUGAAGAACAUGAUAUCGAAUUCAUCGAGCCAGGUGCUGCUUACAGAAUUGUUCAUCCAAACACUGGAAAAAACUUGCACACUCAUGAAAUCCCAGCUCCUUUGACAAAGUCUGCUUGGGAAGUGUCUGGCUAUGGUACCGCUACAGUCGGGGACGAAAAGGACCACUGGGUAGUAGAAGUUGUUGCUCAGCACGGUGCAGAGAAUUCGUCACGCUUGCAUCCCUUAACUUCUGCUGUCCGUUUCAGGAAUGCAGCAUUGGGCUGCUACCUAGCUCAGACUGGAAAUUCACUACCCGAAUGGGGGUUCAGACAGAGUGAAGUCGCCUGUUUAAAGAAUCCAUUCAGGAGAGACAAGAGAACUUGGUGGAACGUUGAAACUCACACCAAUGAUAAACUUCCAGAGAGACCUGCGGACUUCAAGUAUCCUAAACUAAGUUUUAUCAAAAACUUUAUCCAUUUGAACUUGGCAAUGAUGGCCACUAACAACGCUUUGGUUCCAGACCCAGACAAGUUGGACAACCUAGCGUCUUCCGCGUGGCAAUGGCCAUCAUUGAAUGUCGGUAUUAGACUCUGCGGUUGGGGUGAUGAAACUCCUAAAUAUUUCUUGAUGGGAUCCCCAGCCUCUACGUGGCCUUCGACAGUUGCUGUCUUCGGUUUCAUGGCCUUGAUUGUCAUUUUACUUUUGAGAUGGCAAAGACAGUAUGCGGAUUUGUCCAGUCCUCAAAGCCUGAACCUGUUCAUGAUGGGUGGAUUUUACCCUCUAUUGGGUUGGGGCCUACACUACGCUCCUUUUGUGAUUAUGAGCAGAGUUACUUACGUUCACCACUACCUGCCAGCUCUCUACUUUGCUCUAUUGAUCCUAUGCUAUCUUUUCGAAGUUGGGCUCAAUCAUUUUGGUAAAUCGAAAGCCGGAACAUUAUCCAAGACAUUAUUGUACACUUUUUACAGCGGUUUGGUGAUCUAUGGAUUCUAUUACUUCUCGCCUAUUUCCUUCGGGAUGGAGGGGCCAUCGAGUGACUAUUCCUACAUGAAUUGGUUCAAGUCUUGGACAAUUUCCUAA
This is a messenger RNA of Lachancea lanzarotensis, 2232 nucleotides long. It is a transcript of the gene PMT2, whose product is annotated as LALA0S09e07382g1_1. Bases 1 to 2232 code for a protein of 743 amino acids. Gene Ontology annotation, molecular function: dolichyl-phosphate-mannose-protein mannosyltransferase activity. The transcript has a single exon. Gene Ontology annotation, biological process: protein O-linked glycosylation via mannose. The record is from RefSeq and is a predicted model, not a curated record. Gene Ontology annotation, cellular component: endoplasmic reticulum; membrane. Lineage: Eukaryota; Fungi; Ascomycota; Saccharomycetes; Saccharomycetales; Saccharomycetaceae.